Carassius auratus (goldfish) is the source of this 1230-nucleotide messenger RNA. RefSeq names its product transmembrane protein 182-like. The record is from RefSeq and is a predicted model, not a curated record. Gene Ontology annotation, cellular component: membrane. NCBI's taxonomy places the organism in Eukaryota, Metazoa, Chordata, Actinopteri, Cypriniformes, Cyprinidae. The transcript has 5 exons. The coding region runs from base 164 to 907 and encodes 247 amino acids.
ACACACACACACACACACAUAGACAUCGGAUCUCGAAAGAGUACUAAACAGCCACUUGGACUAAGAAACUAUUUUUCACGCAGAUUGUGAGGAGUUUCAGUGCCUACUUUAAGUGUGAAGGAGGAGAGACUGUUUAACAAGAAGUACACAGCUGAGAAAGAUCAUGAAGUUACAUGUGGCAUUAUUUUUUGCCGGGCUCUUCGGUGCCUUGGCAACUCUGUUCAUUCUCUUGUCUUUUGGCACGGACUAUUGGCUCUUGGCAUCUGAGACCUGCAAUUCCCAUUCAAAAGGUCCGGUUACUUUGCAGCGAGGUGAUAUUGUGGUUAACCAGGGUCAGGACCACUUUAGUGAAGACCAGGACAUUACCUUUCAUCAUGAGGGCUUCUUUUGGCGCUGUAGCUUUAAUGAAAUCAUGGACGGUGAUGAUCUGUGGAAGUUCUGGUUUGAAAAUCAGCCACACGCGAGGCAAUGCAAACCUGCAUAUCUUCUUCCCUUUCCAUUCCCUGACCAGAGCUACAACACUACCAGUUAUCAGACUGCCAUAAUCUACAGAGGCUUCUGGAGCGUCUUUAUGUUGCUCGGUGUGGCUGCUGUGGUGGCCGGAGGCUUCAUUGUUAUUUGCGCAGCUCCAUUUGCCAAUCAUUGCCUUUAUAAAGCAGGAGGUGGACUCUACCUCAUUUCUGGUUUCUUGCUUCUCGUUGUCACUGUUAUGUAUGUUUUUUGGUUAGAUGUUUUGGAUGUAAUAAGCUCGUAUAAGGAAUAUCAGACGUAUAAGUGCUCUGGUUUCGAGCUCAGUUUGAGUUAUGGCCUCUCUUUCAUGUUUGCUCCUGUGGGCGUGUUCUUCUGUCUUCUGUCUGGUCUUCUCUUCCUAGUGAUUGGCCGAGCAGUCCAACAUCAUUAUAACUGAACCUCGUGAACGGUUUCAAAACAAUUGCACAAAAUGCAUUAAAGUGAUAGUAGACCUCAAAAUUAAAAUUGUCAUCAUUUACCCCCCCCCCCCCAAACUCAGUCUGCAGUCAUUUCACCGCCACCUAUCUUUCAAGUGGACCACUGACACUCCUAAUUGAGAUUGGUCCUGUCCCAAAUCGAUCACUUCAUGUGCAGACUUACAAUUAAAUUGAUUUUAAUGUAUGUUUUAGCUCUGAUUCCCAUUCACAUCAAUCAUAAGACUGACAGACUGCGACGGGUUGUGAUAAAAAUCUCAGUUUGUGUUCUACUGAAGAAACAAAG